AUGGCCAAACUAACGAAUUAUAACAUCGGCAUAGCACUUGUCGUUGCUCUUGGUGGGUUCAGCUUCGGUUUUGGUAGUUCUUCAUUCAUUACCAGUAUUGGACAACCCGGCUUCUAUCUUUUCUUUGCUUUGGACCCGACUUCGACAUACACGGCUAAUGUGCUCGUCGCUCUUAAUUGUCUCUUCUGCGCCGGAGGCUGCGUCGGCUCGGUGGGUCAGAGUGGAGUUGCCGACAAACUGGGGCAGUCACCUAGAUUCCUCACUUGGCGUGACAGGCUUGACGAAGCGUGGAAAAUAUUGAAACGACUACAUCAUGAUCCCACAACUUUGAAUGAGGAUGACGCCCGUAGUGAGUUCAAUGCCAUUGUGGCACAACUUGAAGACGAGAAGCGAGAGAAUGCUACAUUCAUCGAAAUGCUCAAAAGGCCAUCAUGGAGGCGGCGAUGCAUCCUCGUGAUCUUCCUCUUGCUCGCAAUGCAAUCCACAGGAGUCAAUGGUAUCACAAACUACCUCCCUGUCAUCUUUGCUUCUCUGGGAAUGAGCCCCGGCAUGUCUUUGAUCCUUUACGGUAAAACCUGCCGUGCACACGACCUGCGGAACAGUUUUUGUGGCUUUGUCGGUUUUGCCGCGUGUGCAAUGAUUGGCCUAGCAGAAACCCUCUUGCAGCGAAAAUAUAUAGGGACUACCAGCCGCGCCAGAAAUUCAGCCUGCGUUCUCUUUAUUUUCCUGUUCAUCGCAUUCUUCCAGUGUGUUGAUGCUCCUUCUCUUAUCUGGUCUGCAGAAGUAUUCCCUACGAUUCUUCGAGCAAAGGGCAUGAGCCUCGCCGUGUCAGCUUUCUUUGCCGGGACCCUGGCAUUUGCUGUACCGGCCGGGGUCGCGUUCAAAUCCAUUGGCUGGCAUAUGUAUCUCAUCUAUUGUGCACUAUCCACCCUAUCUCUUAUCGUUGUAUACUUGUACAUUCCCGAGACAAAGCAGAUUCCCAUUGAAGAAAUUGGAAAACUGUUCGGAGAUCACGUUGCUACGGAUCAUGGUGUUGCUCUUAGCGAUGUUAAGUUCGAGAGAAAUCACUUGGAGUUCUCUCAGCCAACAGUGACACAGUAG
Molecule: messenger RNA, 1101 nt
Organism: Exophiala bonariae
Lineage: Eukaryota; Fungi; Ascomycota; Eurotiomycetes; Chaetothyriales; Herpotrichiellaceae
Exons: 9
Coding region: 1-1101 (366 amino acids)
Biological process (GO): transmembrane transport; carbohydrate transport
Cellular component (GO): membrane
Molecular function (GO): carbohydrate:proton symporter activity
Source: RefSeq, a predicted model, not a curated record